AACGGGCAAGAAAAUAAAUGUGGACUUAAAGUGGACUUGGAUAUGAUGACCCGAAUACCCAUCAAAUCACAUCCUACUCAGCUCCAGCUCCAUCGAGGUAGAAGAAAAUUAGAUCUUUCUGGAACGUUAUAACCGAGCUGGCAAAUUUUAGAUUCGACCCGUUAUACUGAGAAGAAGGAAAAAACGCCUAUUUUUUCUCCGAUUCGCAUUUCGUCAAUAGCUAAAAUCUUUGACAAAAGUUGACGAUAUUCUCCUUUCGAUCUCAAAGCGAAAUCCUGUUUUUUCCUGUUCAGGUCGUUGUUGUUUCUGAAGUCUCAUGGCUGAUCAGCAAGCAGUUGAAGGGUCAAGCACAAGUAAUGAUUCUGGUGGAAGUUCUGAAUCAACUGUGGAGCUCAAUAUCAAGACCUUAGAUUCCCAGACGUAUACUUUUAACGUGGAUAAGAAUAUGCAAGUUACAGCCUUGAAGGACAAAAUAGCAAGUCAUAUUGGUGUACCUGUUGAGCAGCAAAGAUUAAUUUUUAGGGGCAAGGUCUUGAAGGAUAAUCACCUUCUUUCUGAAUAUCAUGUGGAAAAUGGGGACACACUACAUUUAGUACUGAGGCAGUCUCAGUCGCAACCUGCACCAGGUAACAGCACUGGAGGAGCUAGUACUAACAAUAUUAACAGAGGACAAGAGCCUCAACCCACUGCUGGAGGCUCACGGAAUCGUAUCGGGCAGAUUUCACACAGUGUUGUCCUAGGUACUUUUGUUGGAGAUCAAGGGGAAGGAGCUAUGCCUGAUCUUAGUCGGGUUAUUGGGGCAGUUCUGAACACUGUAGGGAUUGGGAACAUGACUGGUGGCCAGCUUCCUGGUGUGCAGGCCAGUGCUCCAGUUCCUCAUCCUCAAGGAAAUGAUAGUCUAAGUCAGUCAGGAAGUCAGCAAUCUGGGCAGGCAUUUGCUGGUCAAUCUUUGCCGCAAGUAGUGCAAAUUCCAAUGGGGGCAACAAUAGCUAUCCCGACAAUUAAUUCGCCCAUUCCUGAUUCUUUGCACACGCUUACUGAAUUCAUGAAUCGGAUGGAGCAUGUAUUCUCACAGAACGGUUACCCGCCAAACCAGUCACCUACUACUGCGGCAGAUCCACCUGCAGUACAGUUGCCUACAAAUUCUCGCGGCUUAUCGACUCCAGAGGCAUUAAGCACUGUGCUGCAUCAUGCUGAGCGUCUUUUUGGUGGUCACGUCAUUGCGGCAUUAUCUCACAUUGCAGGACGGUUGGAACGGGAAGGGGUCUCCAGCGAUCCUGCAGUAAGGGGACAGGUGCAGACAGAAUCAGUGGUAAUUGGUCAAGCAAUGCAGCAUUUAGGUGCGCUUUUACUAGAGCUUGGAAGGACGAUAUUGACUCUCAGAAUGGGACAAUCACCUGCUGAAUCUUCAGUAAAUGCUGGUCCUGCUGUUUACAUAUCUUCCACAGGGCCGAACCCGAUAAUGGCUCAGCCUUUCCCCCUUCAAACCAGUUCACUCUUUGGUGGCUCUGCUGCUGUUCCACCUAUCCCUGGUACCUUUGGCGCUGUUGGGAUUGGUAAUGCCCCAAGGCAUGUCAAUAUUCAUAUACAUGCCGCACCUAUUAUUUCUGCAGGUGGUGCUAGGGCGACCAAUGGAGAUGGAGGACAGGGUGAACGUGGCAAUGGAACUGAUUCUGGCCAAUCAAGGGUUUUGCCUGUCGGAAAUAUAGUGGCUACAGCUGUUCCACCAAGGCCUACUGUUAUCUCAGUCUCUAAUAUGCCACAACCUGGCCAACCAGAGAGCCCAAGUGGCCAAGAGCACUCUACUGUGUCUGGUGCUGAGAAUGAUACUGUAAGCACUCAACUAGGUGUCUCAUCUGCAAAUGGGAUGAGCGUGCCCGAGCCUCUACUGGCGCUCAAUGUUCCCGGAAGAGAGGAUAAAAUGAGUCAAGGUCAAUCAAGCGAAAUGUCUCACAGCAAGUCAGAGGCCUCAGCCAGUGCUGGAGGAGCUCAAAGGUCUGGUCAGGAGUUAGGUAGUCCUGAUGAAUCCUCAUCUGUGCCCCUUGGAUUAGGGUUUGGAGGUUUGCAGCCGAAGAGACGAACUAAGCAAUCCAUAUCCAUGCCUCAUGGAAAUAAUGCUGAUGGUUCAACUAGCAACAAUCCAAAUGAACUACCUAAAAGAGAUGGGCAACAAGUUUUGCAGUCUCUUGCAGCGCUUGCAGCCAGGGGAAACAACACUGCUAUGCCCUCAGGGACACACUCAGAUGGGGAAGUUAUGGGGACUAUUGGCACGGGAAAUCAAAAUGUCGGUGGUCAAUCAGAGAUAGCGGAUGCAAUGUCUAGUGUACUUCAGAGUCCUGCUUUAAAUGGUUUGUUGAGUGGGGUUUCACAACAAACUGGGGCUGGAUCUCCGGAUCUCUUGAGGAAUAUGAUGCAACAACUCACUCAAAGUCCAGCAAUGAUGAGCACUGUAAAUCAGAUCGCUCAGCAGAUUGACACUCAGGAUCUUGGAAGCAUGUUUUCCGGGCAAGGUGGCAGUAUGGACUUGUCUAGGAUGUUUCAGCAAAUGAUGCCACUUGUCUCUCAAGCUCUUGGUGGCAUUUCAGCUGCGCCUCAACAAAUGCCUAAUAUUGCACAGAGGCCUGGUGAGAAUGCUGCCACGGUAAGAAGGCCAACACCAACCGCUGAAAAUUUUCAGGUUGACCUUCAUGAGGUUGCCCAGGGAAUCGAGAACAAUAGUCCGCCUGUAGAGAUUCUUCGCUCUUUGGUUCAAAGUACGGAAUCUUUGCACCAUAAUGGAAGUACUGAUCAAAGUCUAGUCGAUGAACUGUGCAGUGCAGAGGGCCUAGCCAAUGAAUUCAUGCAGAUGCUGCGUAAUGACGUUUCUCAGCGAUUCCAGGAUAGACAGGGCCAAUAGGGAUAUGUCUUUUUCAUUUUUAUUUUCUUAUUUGUUUCUAAAGAGUGUCAAGUUUCCGAUCAUUUUGUGUUCAAGUAGACAAGCUGCUGAUUACGCGCUCUCGUCCUUUUUUGGAUGUCAUGGAGGGGGAAACCAUUAUGCUAUUCCCUUGUGUAUGAUGGGAACUGUAUUUUCUUAGUUAACAUCGGUAUUUCAUUCCAUGACUCUGUUUUGGUAACUUAUAUAGCAUGCACUAAUUAAUGAGGAAAGAGCCAGGCUUUACAUUCAGCCGUGCUCAUGCCUUCGUUUCCCCUUC
Lycium barbarum (goji berry) is the source of this 3191-nucleotide messenger RNA. RefSeq names its product ubiquitin-like domain-containing protein CIP73. Gene Ontology annotation, cellular component: BAT3 complex. Lineage: Eukaryota; Viridiplantae; Streptophyta; Magnoliopsida; Solanales; Solanaceae. The record is from RefSeq and is a predicted model, not a curated record. The transcript has 18 exons. Bases 317 to 2896 code for a protein of 859 amino acids. Gene Ontology annotation, molecular function: misfolded protein binding; polyubiquitin modification-dependent protein binding.